AUGACAAAAUUCCGGAACUUGAAUGAUGUCUACCCUCUUUCUGAGGAAUAUUCUGGAUCAGGCUCUGGCUCUGGUUCUGGCUCUGGAUCAGGAUCUGGAAGUGGCUUCCUCACUGAAAUGGAAGAGGAAUACCAGCCAGUAGAUGUAAACGGCCCUCUCGACUACUUCAGUAGGCCUCUCAAGACGAAUCUGCCCUCAGACUUCCAGGACUUGGGUCAAGACGUCUCAGAAGAGGAUUUUAUUAUAUAAAAGACAGGGUUUCCCCUUCCUUGACACCAGGCGAUGUAUUCAGUAUAUUUUGUGUACU
Messenger RNA from Tupaia belangeri chinensis (Chinese tree shrew), 307 nucleotides. Its product is annotated as serglycin-like. The record is from RefSeq and is a predicted model, not a curated record. The coding region runs from base 1 to 249 and encodes 82 amino acids. Lineage: Eukaryota; Metazoa; Chordata; Mammalia; Scandentia; Tupaiidae. The transcript has a single exon.